Messenger RNA from Aspergillus candidus, 1528 nucleotides. RefSeq names its product protoglobin family protein. Lineage: Eukaryota; Fungi; Ascomycota; Eurotiomycetes; Eurotiales; Aspergillaceae. Gene Ontology annotation, molecular function: heme binding; oxygen binding. Bases 384 to 1274 code for a protein of 296 amino acids. The transcript is spliced from 3 exons. The record is from RefSeq and is a predicted model, not a curated record.
GGGAAGUACUCCUCCCCAAACGGCCCACGCUCCGAGUCAUUCCCACGGUGCCCUAUAUAAACUCAUCCACUGCAUCCAUCCGUUCUCUUCGUAGAAAGAAAAACGAGUAACAAGAAAAAGAAAGCAAAACAAGCCAAAAGGAAAUAACCAAAUCCUCCGUGGGUCCUCCUCCAAGUCAUUCCUGUACUUGCAAUCUCCCAUUCUUUGUCUUGUCCUGUCCAGACCCUCUCCACCAACCCGUCUAGCCACUGCCAAACCCCAGGGGUUCGGAACCGCUUUUUCAACCAAUUCUUUUAUCCAGUUUCAUUUACCUACCUUUUUAUUUAUUUUUUAUUAUUAUUAUUGUUAUUUAUAAAAGAGUGGCCACCCCCCAACCCGCCAAGAUGGAUCCCUUGCAGGUACCCUUGUCCGACAGACCUCGGAAAAUGGAGAUCCCUAUCGACCCCGGUCGUCCCAUCAAACAUGUCAGCCGUAAAGAGCUGUAUACCAGUCUCGAGGCGCGCGUUCGAUAUCUUCGGGAGAUAGUCGAUUUCAAUUCUGCCGACAUCGAGGCCCUCACCACCGGGUCCAAGUACAUCAAAGCCCUGAUUCCCGCCGUCGUCAACAUCGUCUACAAGAAACUCCUCGACAAUGAUAUCACCGCCCGCGCCUUCCACACCCGCGACACCGCGGACGAGACCCCCAUCGAGGAGUUCUUCACUGAGCAAAGUCCCCAGAUCCAGCGCCGCAAGGUGUUUCUGCGCUGGUAUCUCGUCCGGAUCUGCUCCGAUCCUACCCAGAUGGAUUUCUGGCGCUAUCUGAACAAGGUUGGACAAAUGCAUUCCGGACAGGCUCGUAUGCACCCCCUCAACAUUGAAUAUAUCCACAUCGGCGCCCUCCUCGGCUUCAUCACCGAUAUCUUCAUCGAGGCCAUCAUGUCCCACCCGCAACUGUCACUGCAGCGUAAGGUCGCCCUCGUCCGCGCCUUCAACAAGGUCAUCUGGAUCCAGAACGACCUCUUCGCCAAGUGGCGCAUCCGCGACGGCGAGGAGUACGCCGACGAGAUGUCCGAGAUCAUCACCGACGACAAGGAAGGCUACAUCGGCGAGAAGAAGUUCCUCGGCGAUAGCAGCUCCUCCUCCGCUAGCUCCACCGACGGUGACAACUGCAGUAUCGCUAGCAGCACCGCCCCCUCUGCCCACUCUACUGCGGCGUCCGCCAAAUCCGCCUGUCCCUUUUCCGAGAUGAACAAGUCCAUGUCUGAGACGAAGAUCUGGGCUGGCAAAACACGGUGACCGGUAUCAUCGCUGCGCUGGAACGUCGACGUAUUUGCUUCGUUGUUCAUGUCCAACGAUUAAUAGUUUUUUUUCUCCUUCUUUAAUCCGACCUGGUCGUCUGGUCUUGUCCCAUUGCAUGGGUUUCUGUCACUGCAUGGAAGGUGUUUGGGGGAUUUGGGGAGUUUUUGUCCACGAUAUCCGUCACGGCCUGUCGCCUCUCAUUCCAGUCGGGCAAUUAGAUAGAUCGUUCAAUCAUUCUUUUUCUGAUAUUA